AUGUUCUCGCCCGACGAAGAUUUCGUCCAAGCAGGUGAUACACCAGGUCCCUUCUAUUUAAUCAUGAUGUUCAUCCUGACUCCACUUGUCGUCAGUCGACGUGUUAAACGAAGUGCAGCUUUUGUCAAACAAAAACUCGGCACUGGUGUUAAACGAACCAUGUCGAAAUCCAUACGUAGUAUAUCAUCAACAGCACGACGUGUGGCACGAAUGAGAAACUUCGUUAAAAGACCCCGAAAUCUUAUGCGAAAACCCAAAGCGCCGUCGAAAAUUUCGAUUUAUAAAAUGUUACCAUUGAAAUUAAUCUCGCGUAUCAUGGGCUGGGUGGCUCGACUUUAUCUACCUGUCUGGUUACGGCCAUUUAUCUUUCGUUUUUAUAUUACAGUUUUUCAUUGCCAUGCUCAUGAAAUGUACAACGAAGAUCUUAAAUCUUAUCGAACAAUAUCUGAAUUUUUUCGUCGCAAAAUUAAAAUGGAGCUACGUCCGAUCGACAAAGAAUCUCCGAUCGUCUCUCCUUGUGAUGGCCGUGUUCUAACUUGCGGCAAAGUGUCUCGUGGUUUGAUUGAACAGGUCAAAGGCAUCACUUACACAGCAUCUUCAUUUCUUGGCGUACCAUUAACGGCUGGUCUCUUAAAGUUACAACAACAGCAGAAUCGAAUGAAACAGAACGCUUCGGGUGAUUAUGAUGAUGCACACUCAUACGCUGAAAGUUUACUCAAAUAUCGUGGACACGCACUUUACUAUGCUGUCAUCUACCUUGCUCCGGGAGAUUAUCAUCGAUUUCAUUCGCCGACCGAAUGAGUUCAUCAAAAACAUAUUCAACAUGGCGAGCACUACUACGAACACUGGAAAUUUUCGUUUACAAUCCGUAUUGAAUUCACUAAACGGUUACCUUGCUUUGCUACAACAGUUGACUAUGCUUCACCUAUUGGAUUGUUUUAUCUCUAUUUUCUUGUGUGGACAGUUUUCAGACGGAAUGAUCGAGCCGUUCUUUAUUAUACACAUUCCAUUCGUGUCUUACCACUAAAAUUCUCGAAAUACGAAUAUCAGCAAAUAAGUUGGCGUCGGCAUUAUAUUGGACAUCUAUUCUCUGUGAAUCCCAAAGUCGCCAGUUGGCUUCAAAAUCUCUUUUGUUUAAACGAACGAGCAGCGUAUUACGGAUCAUGGAAAUAUGGAUUUUUCUCCAUGACGCCCGUCGGAGCCACUAUUGUUGGAAGUAUCAAUGUUCAUUUCGAUCCUGAAUUGAAGACGAACAAUCGUCUUCGACCCAGAUUAGAAAAAACAUUUCAAACAACUCGAAAUACAAAUGGAAUCUUGCUCAAACGUGGCGAUAAUUUCGGCGAUUUUAAUUUCGGUUCGACUAUCGUUCUUGUCUUCGAAGCACCUGAUAAUCUCGCAUUUAAUGUUAAAUCUGGCGAUGCGAUUCGACUCGGUCAAUCUCUAUGCUAUUUCGAUACACAAACGAACAUCGAUAUUAAACCUAAUAAACAAGACAAUGAAUCAACCAGUUUCGAUAGUGAUGAUAGUGAAAGUUCACACGAAGAUGAUGAUGACGAUGAUGCUGCUGUUAAUAUCAAUCAAGAUAUGGAAAAUGAUGAUCAAAGCCUACUCAUCGACACUGUCGCUCUGGAUGCAGCUAUUGCGGACGCCGAUGCUAUUGCCGAUCAAGAAGUUAUAUCGAAUAAUAAUAAUACCAAUGAACAAAUGUCGUCGUCUUCUUCCUUCUCCUAA
Messenger RNA from Adineta ricciae, 1731 nucleotides. The record is from the annotation of a GenBank genome assembly. Lineage: Eukaryota; Metazoa; Rotifera; Eurotatoria; Adinetida; Adinetidae.